GACUAAAUGAGAGAGUUUUAUAACUGCGAAUUCAUCAGACUAAAUGAGAGAGUUUUAUAACUCCGAUCUCAAUAAGAUUUGAUAUUUGUUUUGAGAUUUCAUCGAGCUAUCGUACAUUGCCCGGUUAUUAUCUGCUUAUGAAUUUUCACUUUUUCGCAUGCAGCUGCUCAUAUCAAAAUACACUAGACUAUAUUAAGUUCCUUCUUCGUAUUAGCUGAUUAUUCUGUACCUGGAGAGCUGUUUGCUUUGUGAUUUUCUGAAGAAGUUGUAAUUGUGUGUAAAACAUUAUAGUGUUUAAAUCGUUUGAUAUGGAUAAUAAUUUUCCUAAUAUUUACUUGGUAUCCAAAUUUCCAAACAUUGCAGAGCAUUUAAAGAAUUUUCUGCCUAAAGAAUCUAACUUGAUUGUUGUACCUUUAACAGAUCAAGUGAAGCGAUGGGAUAAAAGUAUCAAACUUUCUGAUGAGGGAAAAGUCUUGAUUAAGGAUGCUGAAGUAUUAAUCAUGGAUUGCACUUAUUUAUCAGAGAUGUUAUACUCUCUUCCAAAUGCAAAAUGGAUACAAACAACAUGGGCUGGACUAGAAUUAUUGAUGGGAAGUGUUGAUAGGACCAAGCCACCACCUAAUUUUACUCUGACAAGAUAUGUAGACCCAUAUUUCGGUGAACUCAUGUCUAAUUAUGUCAUUGCUCAGAUAAUUAAUAUUGAAAGAGGCUUCUACGUGUAUCAUGAUGCACAGAAAACUGCUACAUGGUCUAGACCAUUUUUUCCUGAUUUUCGUGUGUUAAGUGAUCUUACUAUUGGUGUUUUAGGUGCUGGGAAAUUAGGAGCUUCAGUGAGUUCUUUAUUGAAGAAAGCUGGUUGUAGUGUAUUAGUGUUUGUCCGAAGUUCUCGGAGUGAUGGUCCUACAAAUAACUAUGAUGAAGUAACUACAGAGUUAAAUGAUGUUCUGGAGAAAUGUGAUUACUUGGUUAAUGUUCUUCCAAGCACUCCAGAAACUGAAGGACUUUUAGAUGGAGAUGUUUUGAAAAAUUGUCAGAAGAAACCUAUUUUUAUGAACAUUGGUAGAGGAGAUAUUAUUAAAGACAGCAGUAUAAUUAAAGCACUAAAAGCAGGCUGGAUAUCUAAAGCUAUUUUAGACGUUUUUGAAGUAGAACCAUUGCCACCAGACAAUCCAUUAUGGAACACUCCUGAGGUUUAUAUCACCCCUCACAUUGGAGCUAUUCCUAGAAUAGAAGGUAUUGCCAAAUUUAUUGCACAAAACUACAUGAGAUAUGUAAAAAAGGAGCCACUACUAAAUGAGGUGGAUUGGAAGAAAGGAUAUUGAUGGAAAAAUUACAGAAUGUGAAGCUUGCAACUUUUUUAGUAUAUAGUUGCAUUAAUCUGUUUCUAAAAAUAUAUUAUUACAUUUAUAAAUUUUUAAAGCUUUUUAUUUUAUUGAGAACUAUAAUGUUUUAAUCAGGUUUUACUGCCUAUUUUUAUUGAAGUUUGUAAUAAUUUUCUUUUUGGUUGACAUAAAAUUUAAGAAGUUA
Molecule: messenger RNA, 1527 nt
Organism: Argiope bruennichi
Lineage: Eukaryota; Metazoa; Arthropoda; Arachnida; Araneae; Araneidae
Product: glyoxylate/hydroxypyruvate reductase A-like
Exons: 11
Coding region: 309-1322 (337 amino acids)
Molecular function (GO): NAD binding
Source: RefSeq, a predicted model, not a curated record